CGCAAUCCAAUCGAGUUGAGUCGAAUUUUUUUGAGUGAAUCACUACAUUACAAUGGCAUUCAAGGUUGUCCUCUGUGUGGCUCUGCUGGCGAUGAUCGCCUGUGCCCAGGCGAAGCCCGGCGGCCCGGCGGCCUACUCGAUCAGCGCCCCCAGCGUGGACCACGCCUCCGUGGGCAGCACCCAGGAGCACACGGUGAAGGGCCACUACGGCCAGUCCUCCCAGUCGGACUACGCCAGCCAGGUGCAGACGGCCCACUCGCAGUCCCAUGUCCAGCGCUCGAGCAUCAGCAAUGACGCCGGCCUGGCGCCCGUCGCCGCCCACGGCUACGCAGCUGCUCCGGCCCACGCCAUCGCCGCGCCCGCCUACUCGCUGGGCUACGCCGGACACACGGCUCCCGCCCAAAUCCAGGGCGUGGCCUACGGCGGACACUACGCGGCCACGGCUCCGGCCGUGCAGAUCUCCGGACUGGGCCACCUGGGCCACUCCCUGGGACACCUGGGCCUGGGAGGCUACGGGGGCUACGGAGGCUAUGGAUAUGGCGGCUAUGGAUCCUACAGCGCCGCUCCGGCCAUCUCCCACGGAUAUCUGGCCCACGCCCCAGUCGCCGCUGCUCCGGUUGUGAAGUACGCCGCUGCUCCCUCGUACGCUCCUGGAAUCAUUGGACAUGGCAUCGGACUGGCCGCCCCCGCAUACGCAGCCCCCGCCUACGCCGCCCCUGCCUAUGCCACGCAUCUGGGCGGGCCCGUUCUGAAGGCUGCCGUCGCCGCACCCGCCCUUGUGCACACAUCGGUCUCCGGCCACGGCAUUCACUAUGGCUACUAGGGGAGCCACCGCCCAACGCCACCGCCUCCGCACCGCUCCACCCCCGCCACCGCCCCACUCGCCCAUAGAUCCGUCUGGCUAACAACACUAAUAGGAACAAUAAUACCCAGAGCGUGUCGGUAGCCGUUCGCCUUAAUUAAAACUCAAUUUGUUAACUGCACCGAGAGCCUGUGACCUGUGCGCCGUUCUCCGUUCUACGGAGCCAACCCCACCUGACCUCAACCCACCUGGGCAACGGAGAUGGGCACGGGGGAUGCAGCGCACCCCGCACGCUCCGUUUUUAUUAACGUGUUGUUGGCCCGGCCCCAGAGCUUAGACCAUCCCGUCCCCCAUCCCGCAUUGCUGAAUGUGUUUUUUUUUUUUAUCGCGGUUGAAUUUACGUUGUAUUUAAACUUAUUUUGUAAACUGAAACGAAA
Molecule: messenger RNA, 1239 nt
Organism: Drosophila suzukii
Lineage: Eukaryota; Metazoa; Arthropoda; Insecta; Diptera; Drosophilidae
Product: cuticle protein 21.3
Source: RefSeq, a predicted model, not a curated record